AGGUGAGGUGUUUCACAAAGAAGGAGCUGGAAGUGUGGCUCGAGACGAAGGGUGUGCGCAUGCCUGGGGCUGCCACGAAAAAGAAGGACGAGCUUGUGGAGAUAGUGUGGGGUGUGUUGUUUUCCAACGAAGCAGGGAAGCCGUUGGAAGAUGACGUUGUCGAGAUCGACGCAUUGGAGGGCUUGCAUCGCAAUGCGGCGGAGGAGGCGAAGGAAUGGUUGUACGGUGCUUGCCGGAUGCGCGAACGGGCGCGAGAUGAGGACGGCGAUGUGUUGGCCUCACAUGUGCAACACCUGGCCGAUCACUGGGCUGGGGAUCACUCGAUGUGCGGCAAGGAGUUGUCGAACCUGUGCAAGGCGGCAGGCGGUUCAGAUAGAGAGCCAUUGUACGAGGCUGGGGGUCGGGUUCAUGCAGCCGUUUCACGAUGUUUGCAGCAGUUCGCUUCGAACACGAAGAUGGCAUACUACACAUGUGCGAGAAUGACGUUCAACAACGAAUGCUUCCACUCUGUGAUCAACAAGUAUUGCACGAAACGAUUGAACUUCCCAAAGUCGUAUGAGGCGUGGGUUUGUUGCACGGCACUGGAAUGGAACAAGAACAAACGAAUCAGGCCAUCACACACUACUUUCCGCAAACCCACAAACGUCACCCAUCGACGACGCUCCGCAAGACGUCACGUUUACCCCGGUCGCGACACGUCGUGGCGAUACGACAUUGCAACUGCAGUUUUUGGGAGUCCUCGGGUCGGUGACUGGGCCCGUAACAUGUUGCAUCAAUUGGACGUCGACGACCCAGUUGUUGAGCAUGUUGAUGUUGAUGCAAAUUUCGGACUGCCGGUUGCUGGUGAGAGCGUAGCCCGGGGUGACGAAGGUGAAGGUGCCGACAUUUUGUUCGAGUCUACGAGCGACGAUGACUCGGAUGAUGAGAAGUCAUCAUCGAAUUCUGAAUGCGAAGGUGCCGCUCAGCGCCUCGACUUUGACGGCGCCGUGCUAUCGCAGGAGGUGUCUGUUGUGCGGGGUUGAUAGCGGGCGGUGGUCUAUCGUGCGGGAGUGAGAGCGGCAUUUGGUCGGGGAGUGACGUUGUAGUCAGGUGCAAUAUGCAGAGU
Molecule: messenger RNA, 1105 nt
Organism: Chara braunii
Lineage: Eukaryota; Viridiplantae; Streptophyta; Charophyceae; Charales; Characeae
Source: the annotation of a GenBank genome assembly